This is a messenger RNA of Drosophila obscura, 1438 nucleotides long. RefSeq names its product membrane-associated progesterone receptor component 1 (gene MSBP). The coding region runs from base 105 to 953 and encodes 282 amino acids. The transcript has 4 exons. Gene Ontology annotation, cellular component: endomembrane system; membrane. Lineage: Eukaryota; Metazoa; Arthropoda; Insecta; Diptera; Drosophilidae. The record is from RefSeq and is a predicted model, not a curated record.
UUAGUCUGCUACAAAACAUCAGUCACUGUUCAUAUGUCAAUAGAAUAUUAAUUUUUUUUUUUAAAUGAGUAAUUAUUAUUACAGUUUUCCAUAGUUUAAACUGUAUGGCCGUAGUGAAUUUACAUGGUAAAAAAGCAGCGAAUAUGGACUCUAAAGAAAACCUUGGAACAACUGGAAAUAUUGUUAGCCAUGAAGCAUUGGACGAGUCCUCGUUUGUAGGAAAUAUACUACGUGAAAUUUUGUAUAGUCCGAUGAACCUAGCCCUUUUAGCAGUAAUAGUCUUUCUUUUAUACAAAAUUGUGCGUGAUCGCACCGAAGUACCAAGUUCCAGUGUUCAGAAACCAACUGUACCAGAACUUCCCAAAAUACGACGCGAUUUAACUGUAAAAGAACUACGACAGUUCGAUGGCAAUCAACUUGAUGGUCGAGUUUUGGUGGCAGUUAAUGGAAAUGUUUACGACGUUAGCAAAGGAAAACGAUUUUAUGGGCCAGGAGGACCCUAUGCUACAUUCGCUGGAAGAGACGCUUCACGAAAUUUGGCAACAUUUAGCGUGGUUUCAAAUGAUAAGGAUGACUUCGAUGACUUAAGCGACCUGAGUGCCGUAGAAAUGGACUCAGUGCGUGAAUGGGAAAUGCAGUUUAAGGAGAAAUAUGAACUUGUGGGCAAGCUGUUACGUAAAGGAGAGGAGCCUGCUAACUAUGAAGACGAUGAUGACGAUGAAAAUAUUGUUAGCAGUGAAGAAACUGUUGCCCAAUCAGUUAAUGUUUUAAACGUCUUGCGGAAACGUCAGUCGGACAAUGUUGCAUCGGAAACAGAAAUUGAUGCUAAAAACACCAUUGCAGUAGAUCAUCACAACAUUAAAGAACAUCAAAAUGCCAGAAGUAACAUUUCAUUUGCCACACCUUCAACCGAAAACAGCCCAUUAGGUGAAUUACCCUUGACCGAUUGUUAGCAAGGCAAAAGCUCACAAUUUUAUAACUGUUUGUAGUUUCAAUACAUAAUCGGAAACCUAAGAAGCAUUCAGCAAAUUUUGCUUUUUUUUAAAUUAUAUCUGUUUUUUUUAAGUUAGAAACAAUCAUAUUUGGUGCAAUGAAAAAAAACUUAAUGAGAUCACUAAAACGGAGCGAUGUAGAGCAUUAUGAAGGUAGACGCACUCAGUGCACGCAUAUGUAUUUUUGUUACAAAUUUAUUUUCGUUGUGUGAUUUUGUUCAAUAGGUACAUUACAAAAAAAAUUUGAUCAUGAUGUCAAGAUCAAGAUUAAAAAAUAUUGAAUCAAAGGGCUUGGGAAAAGUAAUUUAAUAUCAUACAAAUUUAAAAUUGUAUAUAAAUAUUCCAUAUGUGGAUAUGUAUUUAAACAAAAAUCUAUGCAACAUUUUGGUGGGAAUCUAUGUAUACAAGCUAAUCGGCAAUAAAAAUAAAAUUUUUAAUAACCUUAA